Molecule: messenger RNA, 4787 nt
Organism: Conger conger (European conger)
Lineage: Eukaryota; Metazoa; Chordata; Actinopteri; Anguilliformes; Congridae
Gene: slain2
Product: SLAIN motif family, member 2
Exons: 9
Coding region: 432-2345 (637 amino acids)
Biological process (GO): positive regulation of microtubule polymerization; microtubule nucleation; cytoplasmic microtubule organization
Cellular component (GO): microtubule plus-end
Source: RefSeq, a predicted model, not a curated record
CUGAUCAAUCGAAAACAUAAAUUAAACCCGAAAUAAUAUUUAAUUGUCCUAAGUGAUGAAUACCAUUACAUUUCCGAUGAUUUAAGUUUUUCACCGUAGACAAGCUCCCUCUAGGAAGAGGACACGCGCAAGCUCAUAUUUUACGUGCUCGCUGCCGAUUCUGUGCGUGUUGACGUUAAUUUUCCGUUGAUUGUUGGCUUCACCCAUACUGGGUGACGGGGGACAGUAAAGAUGGCGUCGGCAGAAUUUCUGUGUGUGAUUACCCAGAGAAGAUGACGACUUUGAGCUCAUUAACUCCGUCUCACGCCGAAGUGUCUUCAGUGUUCACUUAAAACAACCUGAGAUACAGACUGCGCCCCGCAAGGACCUGUUGACAGAGAUCCAAAAGCUGAAGUCAAAAUAUAUAGAUAUAUAUAUCGCUAAAGCAACCCAUGGAGGAUAUCAACUCCAACAUUAACGCAGACUUGGAGGUGCGGAAGCUUCAAGACUUGGUGAAGAAGCUCGAACAGCAGAAUGAGCAGCUCCGGAGCCGGUCCACUCUCCUCGCCUCGUCGGGCGGCGUGUCAGGGAAUGUGAGACCCCUCAGCGCUGGAUUCGACUCGCCCCUGUCUGUCGGAGCGGCCGCGGGGCUAGUCGGUUUCUCAGGGGUGGGGUUCGGAGGGAACAGGGGCUAUGAAGUGGUUUUGGAAAACUCCCGUUGUCUGAGUCCGAGACAAUCAUACGAUAGCCCGGGGUAUGGGAGGGCGUACGAGGCUGCAGCUGCUCAAGGCUCCUCUUAUUUGGCCGAUAUGGGGGAUUUCACCGAAGAAGAAGAAGGAGAAACUUCUGUCUUGGAUGAGGUGGAAAUCCUCGAUCUCGAAGACAUGGACUGUCUUAACGAGGAGGAGGACAGCUGGUUGUAUGAGGCUAAGAUGAACAGUCCCCUGCAGAAGGCGGUGAGCCCCAUUGCUUGGUGCCGACAUGCCCUGGACCACCCCAGCCCCGACAUGGAGUCCGCCAAGCGCUCCCUCAUCCACCGCCUGGACCUCACCAUGUCAGCGAGUAAGAGGCGGAGUCUCUACAGCACCCCCUACAGCCCACCCACAGGAAACAGCCCCUACAGCAGCGGCUUCAACUCGCCAUCAUCCACUCCUGCCAGAGCGCCCAUCGUCAAGCAGCUAGUGCUGCCUGGCAGCGCAGGGCCCCAGCGGACCUCAGCAGAAAAGAACCCUCCAGCAGUGAGCCCGCAGUCGUCGGUGGACAGUGAACUCAGCACUUCAGAGAUGGACGAGGACUCUGUGGGCUCAUCCUCCACCUACAAGCUCAAUGACGUCACUGAUGUGCAGAUCCUCGCCCGCAUGCAGGAGGAGAGUCUGCGGCAGGACUACGCUGCCACUGCGUCUCGGCGUAGUUCCGGCUCAUCCUGCCACUCCCUGCGGCGCGGAACCUUCAGCGACCAGGAGCUUGAUGCCCACAGCCUGGAGGAUGAGGAGGAGGCCAUGCACCCUGCCUUCCACCCGCCAGUCAACCGCUUCAGCCCCUCCCCUCGCCCCUCACCCCGCCAUUCCCCCCGCCACUCCCCCCGGAACUCCCCCCGCUCCCGCUCCCCCGCCCGCUCGCUGGAGUAUGGCCACACACACAGCCGCGGCUCUCCACAGCCAAUCAUCAGCCGCCUGCAGCAGCCCCGCCUCUCCCUGCAGGGCCACGCCCCUGACCCGCAGACCAACGCCAUCAAGAAUGAAGAGAAGUUGAGGCGGAGCCUGCCUAAUCUCUCUCGGUCGGCCGUGGCUCAGGCUGCAGAGCCGGUGAAGAGCAGCAGGAGCUGCGAGUCCAACCUGCAGGAGCCCAACGGCUCUCCCCACGCCCGCCACCCCACGCCCCAGUGCGCCACCCCGCCCAGCAGGUACUCACAUGCCCCCCGCACCGCUCGCUCUUCCCCGAAAACCAAAGCGCAGCUUGGCCUGCCAGCCAAUCAGAGCCCAUCUUCCUUACGAGGUAACGGCCUGCCAGCCAAUCAGAGCCCAUCUUCCUUACGAGGUAACGGCCUGCCAGCCAAUCAGAGCCCAUCUUCCUUACGAGUCCCCUCUCCCAGUAAGCUGCGAGCUCCAGCCACGCCCUCUCCCCUGUCUCUGCGCCAGCCAGUCAAGGCCCUCUCCAGCUCAGGCUCCACCCCCUCCUCAGGCACAGCCACGCCCACUCGCUCCCUAGGCCCCGCCCGCAGUGGCCUGCCACGCCCCUCUGUCUCGUCAGGGGGCGGAGUCUCCGCACCACGGAGCAAACUGGCUCAGCCUGUCCGCAGGUCCCUCCCGCCCCCCCGCUCCUACAGCGGUGCCAAGGACGACAGCUGGAGAGAGGGCUGCUACUGAGGGGGCGGGGCCCAGUCGCUCGCCCAAUCAGCACGGACCGCCAGAGAUGACCUCGUCGCACUUUAUGAGAGAGGAGAGAGAGAGGAGAAAAAUCCCAAAUCAAAAAACAUAAAAAGAACAACAAACAUUUCAUACAAUCACCCUUUCACCCCACGAUCCGCCCCAAACCCCCGUAGACCCGCCCCAAACCCCAAACCCCAAACCCCAAACCCCCGUAGACCCGCCCCAAACCCCAAACCCCCGUAGACCCGCUCCGGCCAAUGCCAAAGAACCCACUGGCACUGUGGCGGUAUCAGAGGGACCCGUUAGCCAGAGAGCCAAACCAGACUACCCUCCUACACCCUGCACCCUGCAGACUACCCUCCUACACCCUGCACCCUGCAGACUACCCUCCUACACCCUACAGACUACAGACUACCCUCCUACACCCUGCACCCUACAGACUACCCUCCUACACCCUGCACCCUGCAAACUACCCUCCUACACCCUGCAGACUACCCUCCUACACCCUACAGACUACAGACUACCCCCCCAAACCCUACAGACUACAGACUACCCUCCUACACCCUGCACCCUACAGACUACCCUCCUACACCCUGCACCCUACAGACUACCCUCCUACACCCUGCACCCUACAGACUACCCUACAGACUACCCUCCUACACCCUGCACCCUACAGACUACCCUCCUACACCUUGCACCCUACAGACUACCCUACUACACCCUGCACCCUGCAGACUACCCUCCUACACCCUGCAGACUACACCCUACACCCUGCAGACUACCCUCCUACGCUCCUCCUAUCCUUCCAGACACAUUUCAGGGGCGGGGCCUGGCGUGGCCAGAGGGGCUGUGAUUGGCUGGGACCUGGCAGUACUCCUGUAUCUAUGCACCUGGCCCCUCGGCACCUUUGUACAGGUGUGUGUUACCUGUGCGAAACCCCCCCAGUGGCCUGGGGACGGCCUCUGACCUCUGACCUCUGACCCCUGUGAAGUGCCUGUGUUGAUCAGAUAAAUCGUUUGAACCCCCCUGGAAACGGACACAAAACAAACAAAAACAACCCUAAAUUCCAUUUCCUGUCAGCUGAGCUGGAAGAUGAUUCUGCUUUUAAUUUGUGAUAUUAUUUAUUUAUUAUUUGAAUUUAUUUAAAGGGUUUUUUUGCAGGAUAUAUACGAAUGACACAUAACGCAGUAUUCAUUUAUUUUAAUUGAAUUGUAAUUGUUGGUUAUAAUUCUAUUUUGUUCUAGUUUGUUUUGGAACCAUUUUGAAUAUCAGGAAGCUUAUUUUCAAAGAGAUUUUUCCAAAGUGUGUUAUUCCCGUGUGAUGUCCUGGUGAAAGAGUGACAUCAUCACUGCCCUCACAGACGGUGAUGAGUUCAUUUGUAGAAGUGUGGGGUUGUGCCGCAGAAUGGUGAUGUCAUGAGUCUCACACACACACACACACACUCACACUCACACUCACACACUCACACUCACACUCACACACUCAUACUCACACACUCACACCCCACACAGACACACACACACACACAGAUCUCACACACACACCCCACACACACACAGAUCUCAUACACACCCCCCCCCCCACACACACACACACACACACAGAUCUCAAACACACCCCACACAGACACACACACACACACACACAGAUCUCACACACACACCCCACACACACACAGAUCUCAUACACACCCCCCCCCCCCCCCACACACACACACACAGAUCUCAUACACACACCACACAUACACACACACCUUGCACACAACCAACACACCCCACACACACAGCCUAUAGAUCACAAAAGCACACGGCAGGGUAUAACAAUUACCUUAUAUCUGUGUGCGUGUGUGUGUGUCAGUGUGAGUAUGUAUGUGUCUGUGUGAGUGUGUGCGUCUACGAGUGUGUGUGUGUGUGUGUGUGUGUGUGUGUGUGUGUGUGUGUGUGUGAGAGAGAGAGUGUGUGUGCCGCCUCUCUCUUGCUGUGCUAACAGGAAGCUGGGGGGGGGGGGGGGGUAGUUUGAAGCCUUGCUCCACAGAUGUGUGCGCUGCAGUAAUGCUCCCCACAGAAACGAGUGCCUAUGAUUUAAUGAGUUCUGCAGUGACUUACUUUUGAAUGUGACCUUAGUUUCCCUUUCGGUGCCAAUGACUUUAUUUUGCCAAUUUAUUAGUGCAAGAAAAGCCUGACGUGAUCUCUGCUCGAGGUUCUAAAAAGAAAUGUCAUGGUGAUGCUUUUUGUUUUAGCAAUUGCCUAAAAAAAAUUCCCGAGAAGUAUGUUGAAUGUGCUGUGAUAUUUUCAAAGAGAAACGCUCCUCCUGUAAGAGAGGAGAGCAGAGUAAGAGAGGCCGGCCAUUUUGUGCGAUUGUUUUGUUUACACUUUUAUAUCCACAACAUGACUACUUUCCGCUUCUAAAGUCACAUUUCAAAUAAAAGUUUAGAAACUU